CACGACAUCUGCCGACAAUUGGUCUUUUACUUCACAUGGUCCAAGAUGGCAGAAGCAAUGAGAGCGACUGUUGGUUCCUUAUUGAAAGGAAUUGACAGGUAUAACCCUGAAAAUCUGGCAACACUAGAGCGGUAUGUGGAUAUGCAGGCAAGAGAAAACACAUAUGAUGUGGAGGCCAAUCUGGCUGUACUGAAACUGUACCAGUUUAACCCAGGAUACUACCAGACUGAGAUGACAGCUUUGAUCCUCCUGAAGGCUCUCACCAACCUCCCUCACACAGACUUCAUGUUGUGCAAGUGUCUCAUAGAUACAGCCAGACUCGAAGAAGAACCAAUCAGCAGAAUUGUUCAGCUUGCAUUCUUGUUGGAAACCUGUCAGUUCAAAGAUUUCUGGGAGAAUCUGAGAACAGAUCCAGAUAUCAUUGCUGGUAUCGUGGGUUUUGGAGAUUGUGUCAGAAAAUAUGUGUGCCAUGUGGUGAGUGCGACGUACCAGACCAUCCCCCACUCGCUGCUACAGGAGCUCCUAGGAGGAAUCUCAGAAUUUGAGGUGAAUCAGUGGAUCACCAAGUAUGGAUGGGUGCCACAGGAUGGGAAUGUCAUAUUUAUCAUGAAUCAAGAUGACAGCAUCAAAACCAAGAACAUCACAGAGAAAAUCACCUUUGACAGUGUUGCUGCCAUCAUGGCCAGUGCUUUAUGAUGCAUCUUCAGCUGAUUCUGCCAUCUCAUUUAUACCUGUACACAUUCUGUAUUUACCAAACAUAAUAAAAUACUUGAAGGUA
Molecule: messenger RNA, 778 nt
Organism: Haliotis rubra (blacklip abalone)
Lineage: Eukaryota; Metazoa; Mollusca; Gastropoda; Lepetellida; Haliotidae
Product: eukaryotic translation initiation factor 3 subunit K-like
Exons: 8
Coding region: 46-696 (216 amino acids)
Biological process (GO): regulation of translational initiation
Cellular component (GO): cytoplasm; eukaryotic translation initiation factor 3 complex
Molecular function (GO): translation initiation factor activity; ribosome binding
Source: RefSeq, a predicted model, not a curated record